AUCACGUCUUCCACAUGCAAGUUCCUACCCAUUGGAAUACUGGUGACAUAUCUAAACUCUACAGCCCAUUCGGUGGUGUAAAAAUCUCAUGGAUCAACAACAAGGAGUGUUUGGUGGAACUUUUUAAGAAGGGCGAAGCCAAGAAAGUCAAAAGUGUGAUUGGCAAGUCAUCUACUUCCAAGAACUUUACCCUUCAAACCCUUGCAAGCUACAAGCAAGAGACCAAAAGUGAAAACAAACGUAGACGAGGAGACUCUGAAAGGGGCUCCGACAGACAGGCCAGCAAGAAGCAGAAGGGUAAUAAAAAUGGCAAUCGGAUCUUCCGCGUGAUGGAGGAAUUAUCCAUCUAAGCCCCUUGCAUGCCUCCUCUAGUCUGUAAGCCCUUUUGCCCCUCACACACACAAACCGUGGCAAAUAUUUCACAGGUGAGGAAGAAAAUAGUGCUACUCCAAGAGCAGCAAGUCCUUUUGAAAGUGCUCCAUGGAGUGAUGCAAGCAGUGAAAAUGAAGAUGACAAGUCAAUGUCGAGUAGCUAAUUUUAUUAUAUUUAAUUUUCUAUGUGUACUAAAUCAUUUUAGACUUCUCUGAGACAGUAUUCUUUUUAUACGUUUUGCUAAAAACUGUGCUGUUUAAUUUUUAGCGAUAGCAAUUAUUUAAGUUGGCUAUCCUGCGUGUUAUUGUGUCCAGUCCACUGAAGGUGAACGCAAACAACAUGAAUAUAUCUUUCUAGUUUCCUCAAUUUCUUGUUUUUAUCAGUCGUGUUACACUGCGCGUUUAAUUCCAAAAUAAUUGCUUUUCACACACUGCGUGACCUCUUAAGAUGACUUUCUGAUGGAAGUCAAAUGGGGACGACUCAUUAUAUUUACUCGCUGAUAAGACUUGACAUGUAAAACUCUGCUAUUUUCUAGUGGGACGUUGUAGUUGCAGAACUUACUAUUUUAGCUGAUUAGCGCAAUGGGGGAUGCAGCUAAAAAUAAGUCAUUGCCUGUCGUGGUUGUCACUGGUUUUGGCCCCUUUGGUCACCACAAGGUCAACGCUAGCUGGGAAGCUGUCAAAGCACUGAGAGACGUAGAUACGGAAAAUGAUCUGAAGAUCAAGUUAGUCACCCACAACCUUCCCGUUGAGUAUGAUUAUGUUGAGACGGAAGUACCCAAGUUAUGGAAGGAGCAUAACCCUGAGCUUGUGAUUCAUGUUGGUGUCUCGAGUGUUGCUUCCAGCAUCACUCUAGAGACCCAGGCUUACAAGUCGGGCUACAAGCAGACUGAUAAUUGCGGAAGGCUCCCUGUAUCAGGAUGCAACUGUCUCUGCGAAACCGAGUGCCUUCAAUCUACCCUCGACGUUCCAUCUAUUAGCACAACUGUUACCGAAAAGGAUGGUGUGCCAGUUUGCAUCUCAAAGGAUGCCGGCAGGUACCUCUGUGAAUUUUCCUAUUUCUCUUCCUUGAGUCAAGAUAAGUCAAAGGCAAUUUUUAUACAUGUUCCUGAACUCAACAAGCCAUACACAGCAAAUGAACUUGCCAAGGGCAUAAAAGGAGUAAUCAGAGAAAUGCUGAACCAGAGGAAAAGAUUGAAGAAUUAGUUAUAUGAAAUGGAGCAGCCUUAUUGAAACUAAUAAUUAUUAAUUGAUAUUAACAUUUGAAACUCUAUUAUUGCGUUUCGGGGCCACGGUAGAGCUAUUUUUGUAAAGCGUUAAUAAAGAAUAUUCAGUCUCAAAAAAUA
Neocloeon triangulifer is the source of this 1717-nucleotide messenger RNA. Its product is annotated as pyroglutamyl-peptidase 1-like. Gene Ontology annotation, cellular component: cytosol. The record is from RefSeq and is a predicted model, not a curated record. Lineage: Eukaryota; Metazoa; Arthropoda; Insecta; Ephemeroptera; Baetidae. Gene Ontology annotation, biological process: proteolysis. Bases 954 to 1577 code for a protein of 207 amino acids. The transcript is spliced from 5 exons. Gene Ontology annotation, molecular function: pyroglutamyl-peptidase activity.